This is a messenger RNA of Gigantopelta aegis, 8881 nucleotides long. RefSeq names its product guanine nucleotide-binding protein G(i) subunit alpha. Lineage: Eukaryota; Metazoa; Mollusca; Gastropoda; Neomphalida; Peltospiridae. Gene Ontology annotation, biological process: adenylate cyclase-modulating G protein-coupled receptor signaling pathway. The record is from RefSeq and is a predicted model, not a curated record. The transcript is spliced from 9 exons. Gene Ontology annotation, cellular component: heterotrimeric G-protein complex. Gene Ontology annotation, molecular function: G protein-coupled receptor binding; GTPase activity; GTP binding. Bases 205 to 1269 code for a protein of 354 amino acids.
AAUGCGAAGAAGUCUUCGACAUUUAACAUGCCACAAACAUACCUACUCUAUGUGAAUGUGAUUUAUUUAGGAUUACCAAUUGUGGAUGUAUGAUUUAACAGGAAAUUUGUGUAUCUGCAUUCAAACUUAUAGCUUGAACCGCAUUUAGAGCACUGUAGUAUACAUUUUAGACCAAAAAAUCGUUGACUACUACAGACAGAAAAUAUGGGGUGUGUUAGCAGCCAAGAAGAUAAAGCUGCGGUUGAAAGGUCAAAACAAAUCGACAAAACCCUUCGUGCAGAUGGAGAGAAGGCUGCCAGAGAAGUUAAAUUACUUUUAUUAGGUGCUGGUGAAUCGGGCAAAAGUACCAUUGUGAAACAAAUGAAAAUUAUCCACGAGAAAGGCUACUCCCAAGAAGAAUGCCUUCAGUACAAGCCUGUGGUAUACAGCAACACAAUCCAGUCAAUGAUCGCAAUCAUCCGGGCCAUGGGGCAACUCAAAAUCGACUUUGAUAGUAAAGCCAGAGCGGAGGAUGCCAGGCAGUUCUUUUCUCUUGUGGGUAAUGCAGAUGAAGGGGAAUUGUCGGCAGAGGUGGCCGCCAUUAUGAAGAGACUUUGGAAAGAUGGGGGAGUACAGAAAUGUUUUGGUCGAGCCAGGGAAUAUCAGUUGAAUGAUUCAGCAGAGUACUACUUGAAUGCUCUGGACAGAAUAUCCAACCCGGGCUACAUCCCAACAGAACAGGAUGUCUUGCGUACCAGAGUGAAAACUACAGGAAUUGUUGAAACGCACUUCACAUUUAAAGAUUUGCAUUUCAAAAUGUUUGAUGUGGGUGGUCAGAGAUCUGAGCGUAAGAAGUGGAUUCACUGUUUUGAGGGUGUCACAGCAAUCAUCUUCAUUGUAGCCAUGAGUGAGUACGAUCUCACCCUGGCCGAGGAUCAGGAGAUGAACCGAAUGAUGGAAAGCAUGAAGCUGUUUGACUCAAUCUGCAACAACAAAUGGUUCACUGAUACCUCCAUCAUUCUCUUCCUCAACAAGAAAGAUCUGUUUGAACAGAAAAUUGAGAGUUCAAAACUAACCAUCUGCUUUCCUGAAUACACUGGUUCGAACACGUAUGAGGAGGCCGCAGCGUACAUUCAGAUGCAGUUUGAGAAUCUCAACAAGAAGAAGGAUACGAAGGAGAUCUACACUCACUUCACGUGCGCCACCGACACCAACAACGUGCAGUUCGUCUUCGACGCAGUCACCGACGUCAUCAUCAAGAACAACCUCAAAGACUGUGGUCUCUUCUAAAUGUUGUUAUAGCUGAAGCUUUGGUCCAAAAUACCUUUAUUUCUUCUUGGUUUUUAACACCGAAAUCAGGUUCUCAAGAAUGCAGUUGUCUCCCUUACCUUACAGUGAAAGCUGUCUCCUGUUUUAUGCCACUGACUCUGUGUGUGUUGGAGCAGUCAGAGUGAGUGAACCAAGUUGGUGUUACAGAUAAAGACAUCUGGGAGCCAGAUUUGGAAGUGAUGAAUAUCCUGGGCCUCGCUGUGACUUGUGUUACAUACGAAGUGCUGGCUGAUGUAUAUAUAUAUAUAAAUAUUCCAGUAGGUAAUAGUCGCAUAACAAAAAUAGCAUUCUGCUUGAAGAACAUCCUUCUAACACUAUACCUGGAUAGGGCUUCAGUGAAUGUAAUGAACAGUUUGGCAUGGAAUGUUUCUCUUGCUAGAACAUUUCUUGUGUUUUUUUUGUUGAAAGCUUGUAAUAGAUUUUUAUAUAUUAAGAUUGACACUGAGUAAGAACCUGGUGUAUUGUUACAGGUUCUGAUCUAAUGCCACACUGAGAGUGAGGAGGUGCUUUUCUAAUCCUGCAAACCUCUAGGUUGAGAUAAAUGAUGGUGUCGUUAAUACAGAAAAAUGUUAAACACAUAAAAAUAACUCUUCAGUCGCAUGUAAAUAUAUUGUAUGUGUUUUUUUUUGUUUUUUUUAAAUGAUGGACCAAUCUAUUUUUGUACAUACUUGAUGAAUGGGCAUUUUCAGGUUCUAACGAAUGGCACUGUAAAAUAUUUUUAAGCUAAUUUUUUUUAAGUUUGGGUGUAUUCAAAUCAUAGUAGAAAAGUAAAUAAUAAUUAAUGCAAAACUAUAGUAGAGACAUUACUUUCUUUAUGCCCAUGUACAAAUUAGCCGUGGGGCCAGUCUUGAUUCUUUAGUUCAGCAUUCCUUACUGGCAAAUUCUAUAAGAUAAUGUUUCAAAAUGGGCGUUUCAAACGGGUCAGCAUUGUGUUCCAAACAGGUAACAGUAGAUUGGAUAUUUAUUGGCCAAUCUUAUGUGUGUAUCUCUACUUAACAUUUUAAUAAUGAUGGCUUAAUAUCACGCUUCUAUGAUUGUAGUUUUUACCUGAAUCAUUUGUUCAGCUGUAGUUUUUUUCUGAAUCAUUUGUUCAGCUGUUCAAUAGAUGCUUUUCAAAUACUAAUAAAAAAAAAUAAAAUAAUGGCAUUGAGAUUGUCUGGGGUCAGUACGCUGUUAAUAAAAUGACCUUUGAGAUCGUUUACAGCAUAUAAUUGGACAUAUGCAAUAGACUGAUGACGGAUAUAGACCAACUGACCAAAAAAACCCCGCAAACAAAUUAUAUUUACCAUUUUAUUUUUUAAUAUAGUGAUUGCCAUGGGUUUUUUUUCUAGCAUUGUUCAUUAGACUGAUGACGAAUUUAGAUCAACUGACAAAAAAAAAGUAAAAAAAUAAAUAUUUACUGCUUUAUUUUUUAAUAUAGUGAUUGCAAUGUUUUUCUCUAGCAUUGUUCAUUAGACUUAUGAUGGAUUUAGACCAACUGACAAAACCGUAAAAAAUCAUAUUUACUGUUUCAUUUUUUAUAGUGAUUGCAAUAUUUUUUUUCUCUGACAUUGUUUCAACCCAGGUGCCAACCAAAAUUUAACCAACUGAAAGGUUUCAUUAUUAAAUUGCUGUGACUAUAUAUGGAAAAUGCUGAUUCCAAACACCAGUUAUGUUUACCCUUCACACCUUCAAGUAUUUUUAUAAUUAAAUUUGAUGCCUGUAACUGGCCUGUUAUAUUUUGAUGGCUUAAUUCCACGAGUGUUUGAUAAGCAAGCAACAACUGUGUAUUUCAACAUGAAAAUAAUAUAUUUGUUUGCAAAAGUUGAAUUUACAUUGGAGUAUCUGAUGAUGGUGACUUUGUGGGUCCAUUUGAUCGAUCAGUCGCAAGAUGAACAGUUGUAUCUUAAGUGUUGCCCUGUUGUAAUAUUUUUUUAUAUUUUUUUAAAUGGCCAUUCUGUUCUCUGGAUAAUUGUUAUUUUGUACUGACGUCUAAUGUGCUGUAGUUGAAUGGUGCUUUGAGAAAAUUAUCAAAUAUAUGUUAGUACCAAAAGUACAAUCAAAGCUACUGCAUUUCCACCACCAUUUGAGUUGUUGUUUUAUAAGCACUUCCAAUUUAAUGCUAUGGUUCUGUAACAAACAUGGAUCCAGGGAGAGAAUGCUGUGGGUGCACACCUUCCUUGUUUCAAAGUAUCCUGAAGAAUCCAGCAAAUGAAUGCAAUGAAUUUGUUUGUGUUUAGUGGGAGACAAGUAAUAGCUUUGUUGGCUUGGUGUUUUGGAGGAAGUAUAUAAUAUACAAUGCAUGCUAAUGUAAUUUUGAAUAUUGUAGGUUCCCUUUUUAAACAUUAUACCCCUUCCUCAAUACCUCCAUGUGCCCUUUUUAGAUGUUGCACCCGCACCAUGGAAACAUCCCAUAUCCACCCCUGUGUCAUGUAAUUGAGUGAAUGUUUUCAUAUUUGUUACUUGUCUGAGGACUGAUGAAGAUGAUGAUAUCAGGCAAAUCCCCACCUCCAAUUUUUAAAAGGCCCAAUUACAUAUUGGAAUUUAUGAACUUAGAAAGGUUAGUUAAAGCACAAGUUGAAUUAGUCAUUUAAUGGACUUUAUUGUUAAAUAUUGCCUGUUGGCCAGUGCCAAACGACUGUAUUUGAUUUGUGGAAAUAAAUAUUGUUUAAAUCCAGCAAUGCCAGAUAUUGGUCACUGUCAAUUAUAAAAGUAUGCACAUGUCCAUUAAAUGCCAGUCAUUGGCUUGCUGAUUUAUAAAGUUAAAUGCAAAAAGACAAAAUGCAAAUGAUUCUUAUGUAAAUCACAGACCAUGCAACUGUAAAAAUAACCAUAGUACAAUAGUGUCUCAAUAACUGUAUUGUAAAAUCCCUGCUUUGAUUGCUACAAGAUGCUGUCAUGAUCUCUUGUGGGUAUGUCAUGGGGGUAAUACAGUGGACAUGUUAUUGGCUACUACCUGUAGUAUUGUAUAAUUAUUAAUCACUCGUGAAUUAAUUACUACUAAAGUGGAUUAAACUUUUUGAAAAAACAACAAAACAAAACCUUUAUUUGGGAUUAACAGUUGGUAAUUAUUAAUAAUUUUACAGUACACUUGGAAGUAUAAUUUAUUUUUAAACAUUAAUCUUACAAACGUAAAAUUUACUUUGCUGGAAAUGCAAAUUUAUUGUGUGAUGUCUUCAGAAAUAAACUCACAAUAUUUUUGUUUAUAAAGUAAGUGAAGUUAUCUUUUCAAUGAAAAUCCGCUAUGUAAUGCAUUGUUUCCAAGGUGAGCUCUUAGCCUGACAGAGGAGGUUUUAUAUUGGCCGUUUGCUUCAUUUCACAGGUACAUGUAAUUGAUUGGUAAAGUGUAGUGAUCAGUUUUGUCAUCGAUGAGAGUAUUGGAUGUUGAGAUUGUUGUUCUUCAAACACAAGUUGAUACUCCUUCUGUAGCUUUUAUAACCACAUAUGUGUAUACACAUCAUUUUAACUUUGUAAACCAAAGUAAUGUUUUGCUAACCAAAUGUAACAAAAUGUUAGGUGUCGGACUCCAUUUUGUAAUGUGUGUAGUAGAUAUCUUUUUGUGACCAAUCGCCAUCUUUUUGACUUAGACAUGUAACCAAAAACCAUAUACUUGGUUAUUAUGUGAUUGGUUAGCAUCCUUUUGACUCCGUUAUGUGACCAAUCACCAUUUAUUGCAAGUAAUCAUAUGACCAAUUUCUAUCCACUUGAAUUACUCAUGACCAGUUGUCCAAAGACAUUUGACCAAUCACCAUACACUUGGCAUCGUCAUAUGACACAUUGAUGUAUUUGGCUUGGUUCUGUUUGGCUUUCGUCUUUAACCAGUUAACAUUUACAGAGCUUUGAUCAUGUGAUCAGUCACUCUUGUUUUGUUUUUUGUUACGUGGAGCGAACCAUUUAUAUUUGAAUUACUUAUAUAAUUGUAAAAUCUACUGAGCUGAAAUGUCCUGUAUAUAUAUUCAGCUUAGUAAUAUGUUGUUCAUUUGUUUUAAUUAUUAAUUAUUUUUUUAAAAUCAUGAUUGCAGUUGAAAACUGACUUGAUGCCAUAUUUGGCGGCGUCGUUAAAUAAAACAAACUUUGAUGCCAUAUUUGUCUUGCCAAGUUUAAGCUUAUUGCUACUACAGGUGAUGUGAUUCUUUGUUUAAAAUAAAACCGGAGAUGAUCUUUUAAACAUCUUUUGAAAAUUCUGUACCAUAGCUAAAUAAAGAUCAUCUUUAAUCAUUUCAGAUUGCAUUCGGUCUGAAAUAAGAUUAAAAAGUUGAAAAAUUACUUCACCGUAAUGACAAAAACUGAUGUCACGUUAAACAAUUUAAAACGACUGCUGAUUGUCUGUCAUCCUGCGUGCCAAAAUGCAACAACUCAGAAAGUCGGACUGCAAUUAGACUAAAGUACAAGUUUUGGCUUGCUGGUCACUGUACCUUGUUCAUGCAUAAUUGUUCACAAAGAAUGAAUGAUUCUCAAGUUUAGAUGACAGCUUGUUCUUUAAAGAAUGUUUAAUAGUUGGACGUAGGCAUCGGUCUUGCUAGUAAAUGCUUUGACAAACACUAGUUUGUUUUAGGUACCAUUUUUACUGUAAAUAACAUUCUGGUUGGUAUGUAAGUUAUGUUACUCAGAUGAAUUAUUGAUGUGUGCCAAGUUCAUUGCAAAUAUCAAUUUAAAUGGUUUUUCACCUCAGUGUAUUUUAUUACUUGGGGGGAGACGAUGCACAAAUUACUCAACUUCCAUGCUGCUGAAGUCACUACGUAAAUGAUUUGUCAAAACUCAUUCUGUACAUUAUCAACUUGAAGCUAAUUGAUGGAAUAUGAUUUGUUGAUUUUUCUGUACAAUGUAUUUGUAGGAUCAUUCUGUCAUAUUGUCAUAAUUGUUAUGUCAAUACUUUCCACGUUAAGCUAGUGUUAAUAAAUGAUAAUCGGUUACUAAGUGUGCUUAUUCAAUGGCAGUGCACUUGUUUGUGUACAUCUCUGGUAUAUAGACAGCUUUAACCUUGUGUGCUUCAGCGUUUUGUCCUUGUACAUGAAUCUCAGUCUUUUUCAACCUUUCAUUAUAAUACUUCUGGUGUUAAAAUAAAACUUUUUUUGUUUGUUUAGAAAACUGAUUUUCUCUGUUAUUUAUUUAUCAUAAGAAAAUAACUGCUGUUUUUCUCAAGUACAUCACAUGUGAAUUAAGUUGUGUUUAUUUUGUAGUGUUACAGAUAAUUAUAGAAUGUAAUCAAAUCAAAAUGUUUGUCUUUAGUUUCCAUGGUUUCACACUAUAUCUUCUAAACCUAUAUGAACCUCAUAAAUCAACUGAGCUGUGGCUUGGUACGAAGCUAUGUCUUAAAACUUUCAACAUAUAAAGCACUUUCAAAGUGGAAAUGUAAAAAAUGCUGACAAUAAAGUAGAUUUUUUGUUUUAAAAAAAUAGUUUUUUGAAAUAGAUUGUAAAAAGGUCUGAAAGUCCAAUAAUGAAAAAGUUGAAAUUCUGACUAUUGAAUACUGCAAUAUAAUAUAUUUAAUUGUUUUUAUGGUAAUCUCACUUACAGUUUAGAUCUAUAAUAAAAUACCUCUUACUGCUGUUUAAUCGAUGCAUCAGAAGUGAGUUUCUUCUCAUUAAGCAAAAAAUUUCUUUUUUGACUUUGUUUUUGUUGUUGAAGUGAUAAUAUGGCAGGUUGUAGUUUUACACCACGUCACAGCUCAUACAGAGAGGAUCUACAAUACCAGUAUAGUUCAAUUAUGUAGUAGUGGCCAUUUUGUUUAAAGAUUAUGUAGCCCAGGCUUUAUUGUGAUACAAUGUAUUUAUUCCCCUGUUUGAGUGCAAUUCCAAGUCCCUCAUGAUAUUCUUACCUGUAUUGCUGUGUGUGUAGUAUAUGUAAUGGUCACUGAUUGUCAGAGUUAAAAAUACUUGUAUGCGUUUUGUCGGUGUUGGUAUCUGCAUGCAUAGAUUUUUACCUGUGUGUAAUUGUGGCAGCUGUUGUUGAUAUGACCUUGUAAGAAAAAGAAGAAAAAAAAACUAAAAUAUUUUGUUAAAAAUUGGUUGCUGUUAGAAACAUGCCAAUAUAAUUAAUAUGCUUAUUUUACUUUGACACAGCCAUUUUCAAUGUAAGCCGGAAUUUAAUCUGUUGUAUUUUUACUUUCACAGACAUAAAGAGCCAAAUUAUCCCCCAUUCUUAUUUAUGAAUAUUGUUCUCUUUUUAAAAAAAAAGAACAUCUAAUAAGCUAUGUGAACUGACCCUAAAUGGUCCCCAACUACAUUAAAAGGAGGUGGUUUGUGAAAAGAUAUUGUUUUAUCUACGAUAGACCCUUCAUCUAUACAUUGAAAACUGUUUAUUGUAGUAUUCUCUGUAUUGAUUGAUACCAGGUUUGGUGUUUUUUUUACCCGUACGCAAUACAUGAAUCAUUUGAACAGAGUGACAACACGGGACAUUUGACAAACAAGUGCAAGUACUAUAUCAUUUUAGAUAUUAAAAUGUCAAAUAACGUAACAUCGACACGCCUUAAGUAGAGGGAGGGAUGUACAAGUUAACGAACUAUGCAUUUUUAUAGUCUAAGUUCUCAAGUGCCUUCCCUUCCAACCAUUACAACUACUGGCACUACCAUUUCUCAUUUAUUGUCAACUACUCUGUUCCAAGGAUUCAGUACACAUUGCUAGCUUAAGUUGGAAAGUAUUAAAUGAAUAUAAAAAAGUAGCAAAAAUUUUCACCAGUUUGUACUCUUAACUGCAUCGAACAAUCAUCUGGAUAGUGGUGAAAACACCAGUCAAAGCACUUUAAUAGCAGCCUUCAUAUAUAUGUAUAUUUAUUCAUUAUGUAAACAUAUUUGUAAUCUACACCCCCACCCACCAUAUGUAACAUUUUAUGCCAAGGAUACUUAAUGUUAUACAUGUAUAAAGAUUUAUUUUUUACAUCAUAUUUUGGUUUGCAUGCAUGUGUUUGAACACUCCAGCCUUAUUAAUUCAUUUGCUUUAGAUUACAUAUGAGCGUGCCUGUUUUUAAUCAUUGGUAAAUGUUGAAAAUACAACAAGGCUGGGUCAUGGUGUUCAGCUGGAAAAUGAUAUUAUUUGGAGGGUUUUUCUAUAAAGCUGUUGCAUGUUUGUUAAAAGGUUUCCAUUGAUUACAUGAAUUCAGGGGAAACGUUUACUUAAACAAAUUAUCUUUUUACAAUAUGUUUGCUGUAUUACCAUAAAAAAAAAAAAUCAACUUUCAUGAACUAUUCCAUUAAAAAAAAAGAGAAGCCUAGUAACUAUAAAAGAGAAAAUAGAUUUUUUUUGGUGUCCCCCUCCUUCCAUUUUAGCAAAACUAUUUUGUAAUAUUUCCCACCUGAUUUAAGAAAACAUUGUAAAGAAUCUGACAGUUUAUCACUGUUCUGGUGAGAUGCAUUGUGGUUUUAUAACUUAAGUAUUACGAUCAUGCUGCACUUAACAUUUGUCAUUAUUUUUACGUACAGUUUUAGGUAUUUUGUGGACCAAUGAAAUUUGUCAUGUAUGUUAUUACACAUCGAUAAAUCUGCUGUGUUAUCCUUGUUAUGAUUUAUUAAAUAUUGAAAUAUUGAAUGUAUUUUAUCGAAAAAACUAAAUUUUGUAUUGUGUUUGUAAUGCCUGUUUAAAUAAAUUUUAGCUCAACA